This is a messenger RNA of Selaginella moellendorffii, 1915 nucleotides long. Its product is annotated as basic helix-loop-helix protein A. The transcript is spliced from 9 exons. Lineage: Eukaryota; Viridiplantae; Streptophyta; Lycopodiopsida; Selaginellales; Selaginellaceae. Gene Ontology annotation, molecular function: protein dimerization activity. The record is from RefSeq and is a predicted model, not a curated record. The coding region runs from base 304 to 1881 and encodes 525 amino acids.
UUCGCUCACACACGAACAAAACACUGUGGAUGGGAUGUGUGAUUUUGGAUGCGUCGGAAUGGAUGCUCGGGGAAUCCAGACGGCCAUGGAUGGCGCGUGGGGGGCGCUUAUAGGGAAGCUGGAGGCGAUCUGAUCGGCGAUUCUCGGCAGGAUUGGCGUGCGCGGCAAGGAAUAUUGCGCUGGAUCGCAAUUCGCGAGGUCUGUAGCGUUUCGAGAGGGGGAUUGAUCCAAGGGGGGAAUUCUAUGCUCCAGAAUUACUCGCCUGUAGCGCCGCGCUUGGAUUUUCCUGUGGAGGGCCUGUGAAUGGCUGUUAAAAGGAAGGAAAUGGGAGAGAAGUCGAGGAUAACACUGAGACAAAGGCUACAAGCGGCAGUACAGAGUAUACAAUGGACUUAUGCUGUUUUCUGGAAGCCAUGUCCACCUCCACAAGGGGAGCUUGUUUGGUCGGAUGGAUACUACAACGGGAGUGUGAAAACGAGGAAGACGAUCAUAGUUUCCAGAGAACGGAGCCCGGAAGAACACGGCCUACAGAGAAGUGACCAGCUGCGAGAACUGUUUGAGAACUUGUCAGCGUCCGGAGAUGGUAGCCAGUCCUCGACAGCCACCCGGCGCCCGACUGCUGCGCUCUCGCCCGAAGACUUGACGGACACCGAGUGGUUCUACUUGGUUUGCAUGUCGUGUACGUUUGAUCCAGGCACCGGAAUACCUGGACAAGCUUUCUCGAAAGGACGUCCUGUCUGGCUUUGCAAAGCUAAUGAAGCGACUACCAAGGUUUUCUCGAGAGCGUUACUGGCAAAGACUGCGUGCAUUCAGACAGUUGUGUGCAUUCCCAUGGCCGAGGGUGUUUUGGAGCUUGGCUCGACUGAGCUUGUCCGAGAGGAUACGUCCAUUGUACAACACGUUGUCAGCUUCUUUGUUGAGCUUGCAAAGCCAACUGUUUCGGAGCCGUCCAUCUCGAGCUCUCAAAGCGGUGAGAAUGGACACCAAGACCUUCGCCCCUCCUCACAGGAUGGUCCUUCCAGCGAGCAGCCUAGGCAACGACAGAAAAUGGAGAGAUGCAGUGCUUUCCAGAGCUGGAAAGAGUUUCAAAGACAGGCUUCAAUAUCAUCGAGCCAAGUGAAAAGCCAAUGCCAGGCAAUGCUUAAAAACGUACUCUUCCGGGUUCCUCACAUGUACACAGCAGCUGAAAAGUCGGAGGCUGCCAAAAUGAACGACAGUGGAGGAGAUAGUCAGUCGAAAUCAGUGUCAAGAAAGGAGGACGAUGUCAACACCGCUCACGCGAUGCUGGAGCGCAGGAGAAGGGAGAAGCUCAACGACAGAUUUUUGAUGCUGCGAAACAUGGUUCCUUUUGUCACCAAGAUGGACAAGGUGUCGAUCUUGGGAGACGCGAUUGAGUACCUGAGGCAGCUGCAAAGGCAAGUCGCUGAUCUCGAGCAACGGAACAAAGUUCUCGAGGCAAGGCUCAGAGGACAGGACGUACCUGUUGAAGCCGAGAAAGCUCAAAGCAGUCCUCCACAGGAUCAUCCGCAAGAGAAGCCAGCGCCGCAGGACAUGGCAGUGGACAUGGAGCCAGAGGAUAGCUUUCCAAUGUCCACAACUUACAAGCUGGGACCGGACAGCUCCAGCUACAAAGCCGAGAUCCAGAUGCAAGACGACUUCACAGCUCUCGAAAUCGAGUGCUCCUUCCGGCAAGGAAUCCUUCUGGACAUCCUCGCGGCCCUGGACAAGCUCAACCUCGACGUCUCCACGGUCGAAGCACGGACACCCGACCAACGAACGUUUUGUGCCAGCCUCAAGGCAGAGGCGAAAGAUUUGCCGAGAGCAAGCGAGCAAGAUAUAAGCGAAGCUCUCCAGAGAGUAACGCGGCCUCUGUCAUCCUAGAAGUUUGUUACUUCAAUUGCUAUGAUUUUUCAUC